UUGAGUACCCUUGGUUAUCGAGCGAGGAGUUAGCCCGGUUGCUGGAGUCUGACUUGCUCUGCGUUGCGAACGAAGCCGACGUCCUCUCGGCUUGCAUCCUCUGGGCUAACCAGCAGACGCCAGAAGAGGUGGCACGUCUACCCGAGCUGCUCAGUCGCGUACGCCUCACUCUCGUUCAUCCGACUAUACUGGCAGGUAAAAGCGAUCCCUGA
Messenger RNA from Protopolystoma xenopodis, 212 nucleotides. NCBI's taxonomy places the organism in Eukaryota, Metazoa, Platyhelminthes, Monogenea, Polystomatidea, Polystomatidae. The record is from the annotation of a GenBank genome assembly.